Opisthocomus hoazin is the source of this 788-nucleotide messenger RNA. The record is from RefSeq and is a predicted model, not a curated record. NCBI's taxonomy places the organism in Eukaryota, Metazoa, Chordata, Aves, Opisthocomiformes, Opisthocomidae.
CGCAGGCUGCUGGAGUCCAUGAUUCCUGUGAAGAUGAUUAAUUUCCCACAGAAGAUUGCAGGCGAGCUGUAUGGGCCCCUCAUGCUGGUUUUCACACUGGUGGCCAUCCUUUUGCAUGGGAUGAAGACCUCGGACACCAUCAUUAGGGAAGGCACACUGAUGGGAACAGCCAUUGGCACCUGCUUCGGUUACUGGUUGGGCGUCUCCUCUUUCAUCUAUUUCUUGGCAUAUCUGUGCAACGCCCAAAUCACGAUGGUGCAGAUGCUGUCACUGUUGGGCUACGGUCUUUUUGGACACUGCAUCACUCUCUUUGUCACCUAUAACAUCCACUUCCACUCCCUCUUCUAUAUCUGCUGGUUGGGUGUUGGUGGACUCUCUACACUACGAAUGGUUGCUGUGUUGGUGUCGCGCACCGUGGGCCAUACCCAGCGGCUCAUCCUGUGUGGGACCCUUGCUGCUCUGCAUAUGCUUUUCCUCCUCUAUCUGCACUUUGCUUAUCACAAGGUGGUAGAAGGUAUCCUGGACACAUUGGAAGGACCCAACGUGCCGCCCUUUCAGAGAGUUGCCAGAGACAUUCCAGUUGUUUCCAGUGCUAUAUUGAACACAACAGCCAAAGCCGUUGCAUUGACCCUGUAGUUUCACAGACUUGGGACUUGCUUCCUUCACUACUUUUGGGGCUGCAUAGAGCCGUAAUAACCUGCUGCCUCUUAGGAACAGGACAGAACAGCAGGAAGAAGACUUGGUGGUGUUUUCCUGGACCUGUCCUUUGGGUUGCAGUUUUGGGCAGC